Messenger RNA from Porites evermanni, 2410 nucleotides. The record is from the annotation of a GenBank genome assembly. NCBI's taxonomy places the organism in Eukaryota, Metazoa, Cnidaria, Anthozoa, Scleractinia, Poritidae.
AUGGAUGAGCUUGCUGGUCAACUGGAUCAACCAGGCUAUCCUAGGGCUAAUUACUGGGUCCAUCUUGCUUCAGAAUUCCAAGUUCCGGAGGAAGUUAUCAUGAAAUGCCAGCACAGUUUCGAAAGUAGUCCAAGCAAACAUAUGCUUGAGUGUAAAGAGGGCUUCGACACUAACUUCUCAGUCCAAGCACUCAAAAAAGGACUAACAGCCAUCUCAAGAAACGAUCUUGUACAGAAAGUAGACAGUUGUCGUCUUCCAAGUAAGUUCCCUAAUGAAUUGCAGCAAGAAAAGAUAAAGGUCCUUUCAUCCCUUCUUGAUUCGAAGGCGAUAUUUCAUCCUCUCUUGAUUGCAGUUAAGUUUUCAUUGUAGUCUAACCACUUUAUUUGCUGUGCAGAUUUUUGAGCCAUUAAAAAACUCGGAUUCCAGCUUCUGUGUGAAUACGGCCGUCUCAGUCUUACCGCUCCCAGUAGCCUGUGUACAGACGUUCCCCCUCCCUCAGAAAAAAAUCUUCUCCCGAUUUUUCUCUUAGUGAGGGGGACGUCUGUACACAGGCUACGCUCCCAGUUGCUGGGGCCUGGGAUGAGGCAAGAGAGAAAGAAAAGCGAGACAAAUCAGCAGCAGCGGGGAGCAAACAAUCGGCUCAUUUUAUUUUCAGUGUUUUCUUUAUUUAUUUUUCCUAUCACUCUUCCUGCCGUAAGGAUCAGUCUACUGUUCUAAUUUUAAAAUUAAUUAAUGGUUCACAUAAGAAGGAAAGAACCAAAGGCAAUGAGCACAUCGGAAUCAGUAUAAUGGACUAAUGGUGCUAACUUUACUGAUAAAUUCAGUGGCUGGUUGAAACAUCAAAUUUUACGGAAUCUUCGCAAAGCAGCAUGUAUGUUAAUCCCUUGUUUUCUAACCAACUUCCUUAUAACAAAAUCUCGUCUGAGUUUGAGUAACACAGUAAAUGACUUUUCUUGGCUAUUGUUUGCAACUCUUAUGAUUGCCCGGAAUCUUUUAACAAAAAAGACGCCCUUUAAAAUGGAGUUCAAAUACAUUUGAUGUUGUUAACUCCAUUUUUGUAGGUUUAUGCAAAAAUAAAACCGAAGAACACAUGCAUUAAUAUAAAUGCCCUUUUUUACAGCCGGUGCAACAUUACGGGAAUUCCGUGAGAGACAUCCAACCAUUUUUGAGAGUAUUUGUCUUCAAAUGGACCACCACAACAACUGGAAAGCUUUAGGGCUGAGCAUAAGUAUUCCAGAUGACACACUGCAACAAAUUGCGACCUCCACCAGCUGUGCGAAAACAGUCUUAAACAUCAUUGAAAAGAAAAACCCCAGACUGACAGUAAAGGAGAUGCGAGAUGUCUUGAAAGAAAUGUUGAGAGAAGAUGUGUGCAAAGUUCUGGAUAAGUAUCUCUUAGGUAUCAUUUUCUACUUCUGAUUUUCAAAAGCUCAUAGAAACAGAGUCUAUUAUUUUGACCCGCGGUAAUAGAUACAAUUGCAUAACCUAAUAGCUCUUCUUUUUUAAUUUGUCAUUUAAUUUAUUAAUUAAUUCAUCUGAAGUGACAGCAGACAAUAAAUGAUUUGAAACUAUUUACCAUUUUAAGUUUUACAAAGUGUAAUGACGGGAAAUACAGAAUUCUGAAUCUUUAUUAUUUUCAUCAAAGCGACAAGCGUUUUCACCCAUAAAUGUAAAUUCUUUUAACUUCACAUUUUGGUUGAUUGUCUAACCGACUGACUGAUUGAAUUUUAAAAAUUGGUAGCCUGCAGAACGGGUGUUAUUUCUCGCGUUUCUCAGGCAAGAGAAGGCAAGCGCGAAGGUAGCGAGGGCGCGAGACACGCACAACGGAGCGUGUCUCACGUUCCACACCUGCUUCGUGUUUCGCUCGCCCUUAAAACGUGUAAAUUUAGCGCCUGUUCUACAGGCUAAUUAAUUGAUUGACCGAUGUUUAUUUUCCCAUUCCACAGAUAGCCACACAGUUGUAAAUUUGCGUGAAAAUAUAAAUUGUUCGGAAGAGGUUGCAAUCUUGUUGGAUAAAGAAACACCAGGAAUGAAAAACUGGCUGCAUUUUGCUCGCAGGCUAGGUGUAUCCAAAGAAGAUUGUGACAAUUUAAAGCCAAAAGGAAAUCCAAGCCCGACCAAAGCUUUAGUGGAACACAUCGUUCACGUUUAUCCAGACCUCACAGUCAAGACGUUUAUCGAAGCGCUGGUGAAGAUGCAACGCAUAGAUGUCGUCAAUGCUUUGGGAAAAUUCAUUUGUGGUAAACAAACUUUUUAAAAAUGUUAAGUUAUUUUUUUCUUAUUUUUAUCAUUAUUCCGCUUUUGCAUUUGCUGUGUUAGGUCUUGAUUAAGUGUACGUUGUUUGUUUUCUCUUCUUUCCUACCGAACAGCUUCAACAGCUCAACAAGCGUCCGACAGGGCCGAACAUUAG